UCAACAAACAAUGAACAUCAUUCUCCAACCGGAGUAGACCUAAACAAAGCGGUCCAAUUUCUGAAUCAUCACGGCAUCCUGUCCAUUUUUGCAUCCUCACAUAAUUUCCUUUUAUGUAGGUGACGAUUAGGCAGGGACCCAGCCUCUAUAUUAGGCCGGAAACCGUAAAUAUGUCUAUCACUUCACAGCAGCCUCAGGUCGUCCUGGUUCUAUGCGGUCUCGUGGGUUCAGGAAAGGUAAUAAUUUUUGUCUCUGCUUCAUCGCACUUUUUACUGUUUCCACUGCAGUCAGUGUUCGCCCAGUCUCUAGAACACCAAUAUCCGAAUUUUUUACGGUGUUGUCAAGACGAGUUGGGGUCGCGUAGGAAAGUUGAGCUUGCUGUGAGACAGGCGCUUUCAGAGGGCCGUUCUAUUAUUGUCGAUCGGACGAACGUGGACAUCAGGUCAAAGAAGGACGUGGCUGGAUAUCGCGGAUGAAUUCCCAUCUGUUGAAAAGUGGUGUAUAAUGAUGGACACGCCAUACGAGGUAUGAAUUUGAGAUUAUUAUCCGAACCGGGAAGGUG
This is a messenger RNA of Cantharellus anzutake, 562 nucleotides long. RefSeq lists its product as uncharacterized. NCBI's taxonomy places the organism in Eukaryota, Fungi, Basidiomycota, Agaricomycetes, Cantharellales, Hydnaceae. The coding region runs from base 171 to 476 and encodes 101 amino acids. The record is from RefSeq and is a predicted model, not a curated record. The transcript has 2 exons.